This is a messenger RNA of Xiphophorus hellerii (green swordtail), 1922 nucleotides long. It is a transcript of the gene rnf14, whose product is annotated as ring finger protein 14. Gene Ontology annotation, biological process: protein ubiquitination. The record is from RefSeq and is a predicted model, not a curated record. The coding region runs from base 1 to 1449 and encodes 482 amino acids. The transcript is spliced from 8 exons. NCBI's taxonomy places the organism in Eukaryota, Metazoa, Chordata, Actinopteri, Cyprinodontiformes, Poeciliidae. Gene Ontology annotation, molecular function: zinc ion binding; ubiquitin-protein transferase activity; protein binding.
AUGUCUGAGGAUAAAGAAGCCCAGGAGAAUGAACUGCUUGCUUUAGCAAGUAUCUAUGAUGAAGAGGAGUUCCGCCGCGCAGAGUCUGCUCAGGGCGGAGAGAUACAGCUGUGUCUGGAGCUCCCUCCCAAUUUCAAGCUGCUGGUGAAAGGAGACAAGACAGCUGAAUAUAAUGUCUGCUUUUUACCUCCCUUGGUGCUCAAUUUCGAGCUUCCUGCAGACUAUCCGUCUACAUCUCCACCGGUUUUUUCACUCAGCUCAAAAUGGAUGACCAAAGCUCAGCUGAGUUCUCUGUGCCAGCGCUUGGAUGAGUUGUGGGAAGAAAAUCAGGGUUUUGAGGUCCUUUUCAUGUGGAUCCAGUUCCUGAAAGAGGAGACUCUGAACUUUCUGAGCAUCCAGUCUCCUCUUGAACUCAACAGGAGCAGCAUUAAGGGCGGCGGUGAACGGAGGAAAACAGACCCUGAAGCAAAAGCUGGGACACAGUGCAUGAACCAGUCUGAAAAACCAGAGGAGAAAAAAGCAGACGUGCAGAAAGAGAACUCUGACCAGCACUUUUCACCGUCCUCUCAGUCGGACCCGCGCGCCGUGGUUCUGAUGGACCCCCACUCAGACCCCCUACCUCAGCUCCUGGACUUUGAUGAGGCGCAGCGGCAGAGGGCAUUCGAUGGAAAGGUGUUCUGCUGCGGCAUCUGUUUUUCAGACAAACUGGGUGCCAGCUGUCUCUGCUUCAAGGGGUGCCAACAUGUUUACUGUAAGGUGUGCAUGACAGAGUACUUUCAGAUUCAAAUACGGGACGGCAACGUCCAGUGCCUUAACUGCCCUGAACCCGAAUGUACCUCACUAGCCACUCCGUCACAGGUGAAACAGCUUGUGGACGAGGAGUUGUUUGCCCGGUAUGACCGUUUGCUCCUUCAGUCAAGCUUGGACCUCAUGGCUGACGUCGUCUACUGUCCACGUCACUCCUGUGGGACGGCUGUUAUGGUGGAGCCAGACACAACCAUGGGCAUUUGCUCGGCUUGUCAGUACGCUUUCUGCACGCUGUGCAAGCUGGGAUACCACGGCGUCUCUCAUUGUAAAAUAACAGCAGAUGAUCUGCGUAGCCUGAGAGAUGAGUACCUGUCAGCCACGCCUGAAGGCCAGAAGUUCAUGGAGCAACGCUUCGGGAAGAGGGUGGUCCAGAAAGCGGUGGAGGAAUCCUUCAGCAGAGACUGGCUCAAGGAGAACUGCAAAUGCUGCCCCCGCUGUGGAACCAAUAUACAGAAAGUGGAUGGCUGUAACAAGAUGACGUGCACAUCUUGUAAGCAGUACUUCUGCUGGCUGUGCCUCGGUGCCCUCAGCAAAGUCAACCCAUACAGCCACUUUAACAACCCUCACUCACCCUGCUUUAACCAACUCUUCCAUGGUGUUGAUGUGGAUGAUGAUGAAUUCUGGAGCGAUGAGGAGGACUGACGCCCACGCCGCCUCUCAGCUCUACAUCUAAAUGCACUUUAUCCUUCAUCACAUGGCCAUGGAUUCAUCUACGCUGGAACUGAAACGCCACCACAGCCACAUACUUUUUACACAGUCAUCGAGUGUUUUGAACAUUGUCAUGCCAUAGAGAGGACAGGAAGACAAUCAGCUAUGUAAAGUGUUUAUAGUCACAGUCAUUGUGUUUAAAUUAUACAGGUCUCAACAAUAUAGGCCUGCUGAACAGAUGGCAAACAACUGCAGGGAUUUUAGAAAAGUUUAGCAUCUUUUCUGUUUGCCUUUACCUUUCACUAAUAAGCUAUAUUGGUUAGUGGUUGGUUAAUGGUCUAACAAGGGUUCUGAUUAUGAAACUGUUAUAAACAUUAAAUCUCAAGUCAGUGAAAGAUUUGCAAAGGGAGGAAUAAUUUGUACUGUCAUAUAGAUAAUUAAUCAAAUAGACUAUGUCCUGUCUUGUC